AGAGAUGAUGAUUUAUGUGUGUUUUUUGCUGUCCAUGAGCGCUAGUGCUAUCAUUUCGCUUUUCUGGUUCUUUCAGCGAGCAGCGCUCGUGUGUGCUAGCACUAGCAGCUGGAAGGAUGAGAUCGUAGGAGGUUGUCUACUCACUAGAGUCUAGACGUCUAGUGUUAGCCUGUUGUAGCUAUUCAGGUGGAGUUGGUCGCAUCUAGUUCCGUUCGAUCGUUUGCUCGUGACAGUAGUAUCAGUAACUGUUGUCUUUCUCUGUUUUGGAAAAUGCAUCGUCUUCUGCUCUUUCUUGCACCAGUGCUUCUCCUGGCUUGUGUGCCCUCUUCUCAAGCGUUCUACGUGCAGUCGUGCCACUACUUCGGCCCUCAUUGCGGGCACAAGAUCGGAGACUUGGAAGCUACACAAGUAUUGGCCAACUUUUCAGUUGAUGUUCGUGAUUCUCAAAAGAACAUUUCGUGCGGUCUGAGCACGAAUGAGAGCAUCGAGUACUGUUCUUUGCCCCCAGAAUUUAUUGAGGAAGAACCCGAUCCAAACAGGCACCAGUGCUUCUCCUUGUACAGACUGUUCGCUGAUAGCAAUGAGCGGUUCUUGGUCGCGUCGGGUUGCAUCUUCGGCCAUGGCCUAAAUUUGUGCACGGGACACCAGUGCAACUUUAGUCAUGAUACUCAGCUGGCGCACAGCAACGAUUCGCUGCACUAUUGCUGCUGCCACAGCAGCGACUUCUGCAAUGGUGGCCGAAUAGUUGGACAUCCACCCAGUGUUAAGCCGGGAAUUACGACACUGACUUUCACAUCUUCUCCAGGACCAAUGGAGACAACAUCCGAGACGGAAAGCGGCAGCUCAUCAAUGACACUCAUUGUCCUGGCUAUUCUGUUGCCUGUUGUGGUGAUCUGUAUAUCCAUCUUGGCCGGCACGUGGUACUGGUCACAGAAACGCCGCUCCAUGCUGUAUGGCCACGAAACGCUGGUGAUGGAUACUAUCAACGGUCACGUGGCAGCUCCGGCUGCUGCAAAUCGGGAACAACCGCCCCAGGUGUCUGGGGAGCUUGAGGUGUUUCGCAAGUAUGGCAGUGUCAUUGGCUGUGGUCGAUUCUCCAAUGUGCACAAGGGCGAGUUGGACGGUGAGGAGGUAGCAAUCAAGGUGUUUGGCGAGAGUGACAUUGUGGCGUGGCAGAAUGAGUGGCGGAUCUACAACACGCUGCGUGUUCAGCACCAGAACAUCCUCUACUUCCGCGGUGCAAAAGAGGUCAUGAAUGGACCAGUAGUCAUGGAGCGUUAUCUGGUCACCGAGUAUCAUUCAAACGGGUCUCUUUCAGACUACUUGAAAAGAACGACGAUCACAUACCAGGAGUUGUGUAUCAAGGCCGUGUCCAUAGCACGGGGACUUGAGUUCCUCCAUACACAGAAGAGUCUUCGUGAUUUCAUUCCGCCGUACACCAAGCCAACGAUUGCACACCGCGACUUCAAGAGCAAGAACAUCCUGGUCAAGACGAAUCGAGAAUGCUGUGUAUCAGACUUUGGACUGGCAACUAGCUUCGGUGUCAAUGAAAGCCUUACGGAGCGACAGGGCAAGGUGGGAACGACACGCUAUAUGGCACCGGAGGUGCUCGAAGGAGCCAUUACCUUUCAAAUGGAGUCGUUCCUGCGUAUUGACAUUUAUGCGUUUGCUCUGGUGAUGUGGGAGCUCAUCACAAGGUGCAACUUCAAUGGAGUACCCGCCCAGGAAUACCGGGAACCGUUUGUGGACGAGGUCGGACAGAGCGCCACACAGAUGAACAUGCUGAGGUGUGUGGUGACGAAGAAGGAGAGACCUCGCUUUCCACCUCACUGUGUUAACCACCAGCGCUUGGAAAAGAUCGUUGGCAUUGUCGCCGAGUGCUGGGAUCCUGAUCCGGAGGCGAGACUCUCCGCUCAGUGUUUCCUGGACAACCUGAUGGAGGUGAUCGAGGACCCAGGGCUGAAAGCAGAGGAUGACGAUGCGAUGCCUACGGUGAAUAUUCCACCAAUGGGCAAAGACAAUGAGCCAGACUUCAUGGCAAGCAUCACAACUGGCAGAAGUCAGCAGUAUGAUGCUCCUGGUCAGAACGGCAGUACGUCUGGCCCGCCUGCCUACUCGUCCGGUAACUUUGGCCACGACGGCGUGCCCAAUGUUCUCAUACGGGAGAAUGCAGAUUACCACGAGGCAGCGGGCACUGCACCACCGCCCGAGUACGACACAUUUACGGACGACAGCACGUCACACUAUCGAGAACAGCAGUCACAACAGGCCAGGAUGCCGAAUGGCGGUCCCCAUCGCUAUAACAACCACGGCGCCAAUCAUGACGUCGGCAUGUCAUCAAUGUCCUCUCAAGGUCCUGCCGGUGGGCACUCCGCACAUUCUGCUGCUAGCUACUCGAACGGCCAUGUACCUAAUGGGCACGGCCACUGGAACAACAGUAGCAGCAGUGGCGCCGGCGCCAGCAGCAGAGGCAAUGCUGCUGCUGCUGCUGCGUUGCCCUCUAUGUCCAAUCAUGUAGAUGAUGGCCUGGUCUCUGCGUCUUCACAGCUACCAGCACGCGGAGAAAGCCUAUCGCGGGAUGCGAGAAGUCCAUCAGCCAACGUUCAAGAGUCCAGCCUGUAACUUAAUUAAUUGCAGUGUUUUUGGCCCGAUGGCAAUGCUGCACAUGUGCACGCUACUGUUGAGUAUUUACUAAUCUUCUUUCUGAUCAGCUGCUAUAAACCGGUACCGCAAUCCAUUUUGUACAGUCCUACUAAGGUUAUCUGAACCCGGUUAUCCGAACGUAUCAAUUUUCCAAACGCACAGAUAUGCGCAUUCUGCACAUCACAUCGUACAUUUCGUCUUGACAAUUUUUUUCUUUAUUUUCUGCUGCUGGCAUGGAUGAUUUGAGAAGCUCGAAAUGACUGACAAUGAUAUCAAGCAUGUUGCACCUGCGGCAAAUGUCGAUAAGGUCUUUGGCAGAUGUGGGCGUUUUAUUCAAUAUUCUGCAACAAUUUUUUAAAAAUUUGAUGGACCCGGAACUGAACACUGGCUAAUUAACACAUUUACACACAUCCAGAUCUAAAUGCUUUGGCUUAUUAUCAAGCACUCAUAAUGCUGUUCACACUUCCCCUAUAACUACAACAUGUCACGUUUAUAUUGAGCUAUGCAAGCACCAAGCAGGGAGUACGGUGCUUGUGCUGCUGCUCCAGUCAGAUCAGGCACUACCGACACGUUCCAAGUUGGCGAUGUUUCGUUUAUAAUAAUAGAUACUUUAAUGUAUUGUUAUGCAGUUGUAGCAACUCUAUAAUUCUGUUUUACUGACAUACCACUAGUACCAUGUCUGUUUCUGAACGGUGAAGUGUGUAAAGAUGAAUACUUGCUGCCCUA
Molecule: messenger RNA, 3369 nt
Organism: Sycon ciliatum
Lineage: Eukaryota; Metazoa; Porifera; Calcarea; Leucosolenida; Sycettidae
Product: activin receptor type-2A-like
Exons: 12
Coding region: 271-2622 (783 amino acids)
Biological process (GO): protein phosphorylation; cellular response to growth factor stimulus; activin receptor signaling pathway
Cellular component (GO): plasma membrane; activin receptor complex
Molecular function (GO): activin binding; ATP binding; activin receptor activity
Source: RefSeq, a predicted model, not a curated record